Dinoponera quadriceps is the source of this 394-nucleotide messenger RNA. It is a transcript of the gene RpL38, whose product is annotated as 60S ribosomal protein L38. NCBI's taxonomy places the organism in Eukaryota, Metazoa, Arthropoda, Insecta, Hymenoptera, Formicidae. Gene Ontology annotation, biological process: translation; protein-RNA complex assembly. Bases 135 to 362 code for a protein of 75 amino acids. The record is from RefSeq and is a predicted model, not a curated record. Gene Ontology annotation, cellular component: cytosolic large ribosomal subunit; ribosome. Gene Ontology annotation, molecular function: structural constituent of ribosome. The transcript is spliced from 5 exons.
CGAUUUUAGCUUAACCUAACCUAAUCGCCGAUCAGUGUUUGCAGGACUGUUCACGUCUUCUCUCUUCCGGCAUCUUGCUCGCGUUGCGAGAGUUCCAGGUUCAGCUGUAGUAACAAGUUGACCAUCGAUUAAAUAUGCCACGUGAAAUCAAGGAGAUCAAGGAUUUCCUCCUGAAAGCCAGAAGGAAAGAUGCAAAAUCUGUGAAAAUUAAGAAGAACGCCGACAAUGUGAAAUUUAAGGUUCGCUGUUCCCGGUUCUUGUAUACGCUGGUAAUCACUGAUAAGGAAAAAGCUGAAAAGCUGAAGCAGUCCCUGCCACCAGGUUUGCAAGUUAAGGAGGUAAAGAGGAGCGAACGUGUUUGAAAUGAAUAAAUAAAUUUGUAUUCUUAAAUAAG